Molecule: messenger RNA, 420 nt
Organism: Talaromyces amestolkiae
Lineage: Eukaryota; Fungi; Ascomycota; Eurotiomycetes; Eurotiales; Trichocomaceae
Exons: 3
Coding region: 1-420 (139 amino acids)
Biological process (GO): translation
Cellular component (GO): ribosome; cytosolic large ribosomal subunit
Molecular function (GO): structural constituent of ribosome
Source: RefSeq, a predicted model, not a curated record
AUGAUCAAAACCCGAAGGUGCGACUACCCCGAGAACGCCAAGCAGUGGCCACUCCGUCUCCGCUUGGCACUAGGCAGCCGCGGCCAACAAGCCAGGCAGCAAGGCAACAAGGCAACCCGCCAAGACCACCCGCACAGUCAUCACGUGACAGACCAAGCGAACCCUCUCACACAACAAAAUUUACCCGAAGACGGCUCCAUCCAAGAUCUGACUUGGAGACACUACCUUGAGUUCAGUAUCUCGACCGAACGACAAGCCAUCAAGAUGCCGUCCCAAAAGUCCUUCCGCACCAAGCAAAAGCUUGCCAAAGCCCAGAAGCAGAACCGUCCUAUUCCUCAAUGGAUUCGUCUCAGGACCGGUAACACCAUCAGAUACAACGCCAAGCGACGACACUGGCGCAAGACCCGUCUCGGAAUCUAA